CUCUGUAUAUUCCUUGGUUUUGGGGAUCCUGUGGAAGGAUUAGAGUGAUAGGACAAGAUACAGAUAUGAGUUUAUGAUCAGAGACACCCAACAGAAAAGAUAAGGUAACAACAUAAACAGAAAGAUUAGUUGUUAGGAAAAGAUCAAGGAUGUUGGAUGCAGUAUCUCCAAGACAGUAAGGAAUAAGAGUAGGGAGGGCCAUGCAGGGAUAAACAGCAGAUAAAAGCAGCCUCCACUCUGUACACAACCUCAUUUACUAUCAACACUAAACCACACACCCUUCAUACAUGUACACAUUCUUACCAAUGAAAGAAAAGAAAUUGCUUUGUGUCCUCAUCUAAGAAAGUUUUUUUGUAUACAAGUUCCCUUGAUGAAUCAAAGCAAGAAUGGUGCCUCCUAUCAUGAGUGGAUACCUUCUCUAACCUUUCUAACCUCAAUAGUUGAGGUCUCAAAAUAACAUUUAAUUUCCAUUCUCCCUUUCUUUUUUAUUCUAUGAUUUAAUGUGAUUACUUCUUAAAAAUUUUAUAACAAAUUGUAUAUCAGCAGUAAUAUUCUGAGUGAAAAAUUUUCUUAUACUUUCUAGAAAUAAAUGGUGGGAACCCAUCCCACUACCCUGACCUGACAAGGACACACAUACUCCGUUUUGGGAGCCCAGCACAGCAUGUUAGGUCACAUAUCUUGCCUGCCUCAGCCUCCAUCCUGGGUGCUGAGAUCAGUGAGUCAGGUUCCAGACAGAGACAAACAUGUAUGCUCCACCCACACUAAACACCACUCCACAUGAUACACUACAAUAGAGAAGUUGUUGGUGUCUGCAUAUCCUCUGGCUCCUGAACACACAACAUAAGCCAUUGAGGAAUAUUACUUAAUAGUCGUAUUACAUUUAUUAACCUUCUAUAUUAGUUACUAAUCUCUUUCUAAAAUGUGUAACCAGCAGGUACAAUACUGAUCAAUGGAAAAUGAUUCCAAUAAUCUUAAAACAAGGGGAGUGUUGCUGGGAUGCACGAAAAACUUUGAUGCUGUUGAGCUUCUUGGGACUGAUGACAUUCAGCAUAAUGGAGGUGUAUCUGUCAAUUGCCAUUGUGGCCAUAGUGGAGAAGAACAUGACAACUGACACAACUGAGGAUGAGGCAAAAAACACGUGUCCCAUUCCAGAGGACGCUCCAGAGGGCAGUGUGGUGGUAUCAGACUAUGAUUGGAGUGAACAAACUCAGGCCUUUAAUUUGGGUGCAUUCUUCCUCGGCACAAUGGCAACAAACUUCCCUGGGGGCCGAGCGGCAGAAUAUCUAGACUCGUGUUUGGGUUGGGAAUUUUUGAAAUCAAACAACUAUCUUACACUGCAUGUAUCAGGUCUGCAGAUUGGCAACAUUGUGGCAAUGUCUGUGGGUGUGUGGCUGUGCAGCACAACCUUCCUGGGUGGGUGGCCAUCAGUCUUCUAUGUGUUUGGAGGUUUGGGUGUGAUUUGGGCAAUCCCUUGGUUCCUUCUGAUACAUGACCUUCCUGAACACCAUCCUAGGAUUUCUGAUGCUGAGUUGCAGUUCAUCCUAGAGCAUCGCCAUUACACCAAGAGAGAUAAGGUGGUUGACAUUCCUUGGCACAAGAUAAUGACUUCAUGUCCAUUUUGGGCCAUAAUGGCAUCCGCCUUUUGCUCCAGCAAACCAUGCCAGCAUGGAAUACAGUCUUCGUCAUAUCUGCUGUCUUCAACUUCAUAUUCUGCACCAUUUAUGUCUUUUUGGGAACUGACAAAGUUCAGCCAUGGAAUGAUUCUGAGCCGAAGAAACUGAGUGUUAGCAUCAUUCCACGGCUGAGUGUCAGAAGACAUAAAGAGGAGAUAGAUGGUGCCUCCAAAAAUGUAAAUGAGUGACACCACAUGGAACACCUCUUUCCAACUGCUUAGUGUUUGCUGUGAAAGAAAGGCAAUCAUGACCUUGCUGCAUGCUGAAAAUAAACCUACUAUGGGUGGAAUAUUUGAACAAGUAACAACAAGUAUCUGAUAAGGAGAGAGAUAGAUACAUGUAUCCAGUUAAAUGUUCCCUUUAUAUUUUCAAAUGCUGAAAUAUGAAUAUAGCUAAACAAGUACAUGAACAAUAUAAAAAGCGAAAUGGUGAAAGAGAAUGUAUGUAAGUGUUACAGAAGAUAUGCAUAUAAAGGUGGAUCAUAGA
Portunus trituberculatus (swimming crab) is the source of this 2159-nucleotide messenger RNA. RefSeq lists its product as uncharacterized. The transcript has 6 exons. Gene Ontology annotation, molecular function: transmembrane transporter activity. NCBI's taxonomy places the organism in Eukaryota, Metazoa, Arthropoda, Malacostraca, Decapoda, Portunidae. Gene Ontology annotation, biological process: monoatomic anion transport; transmembrane transport. Bases 957 to 1781 code for a protein of 274 amino acids. The record is from RefSeq and is a predicted model, not a curated record.